AAAGUCCCCACAAAUAACGUGCUCAUCAUCCACUCAUCUUCCUACAACUUCUCCACAUUCUCUAUUUAAUUUAUUUUUUGUUUUAAAAAUCUUACACAUUUCCGGAAAUCUAGAAAAUUCCCCCUCUAUAGUUCGUUGGAUCUUCAACAGUUAAAAACCCAAUUUUGAAAAUGGACGUUUGUCCUUAAUUUUCUCUCUCUUGAUGUUCUAGAGAGAGAAAGAGAGGAAGAAAGAGUGAAUGAAGAAGAAAAGAACCCUCUUCCUUUUUGUGAGGGAAGAUUAUUAAAUUUUGAUUUCAUUUGGAAUCAAUCGAUCGAUCUUCCCUCCUCUCUCUCUCUCAUCACCAUCUUUAUGUUUUCUUUAUCAGUGUCUUAAAUUUUAAUUUCUUUCUCUCUCUAGCUUGAGCAGAAACAGAGAAACAGGGGAAAUUUGUAGAGGGAGAAACUUGGAUUGAGAAUUAAAUUGAAAUUACGAAAUAUUUUGAGAUUCUGAGAAUUGGGUUUUUCAAUUCGGUUUGUGGGUAUUGUAAAUUGAUCAGUUUUGGUUGGAAUUAAAUGGAUAUAGAUAGUAUUGAGUGUGUGUCAUCAGUGGAUGGUUUGGAGGAAGAAGAGAUCCCUCAUCUUGACAACCACCAUAACAACCACCAUCACCACCACCCUUUUCCGGCGAAACAGAGGAGUAAUGUUGUAGUUCCCACAGCCAUUACACCAGCCACUAGCGUUCAUGAAUUGCUUGAAUGUCCUGUUUGUACAAAUUCCAUGUACCCUCCUAUUCAUCAGUGCCAUAAUGGACAUACAUUGUGUUCCACAUGUAAAGGAAGAGUUCACAACCGGUGCCCUACUUGUAGGCAGGAGCUUGGUGAUAUUAGGUGCUUAGCUCUUGAGAAAGUGGCGGAGUCGCUUGAACUGCCUUGUAGAUAUUACAAUUUGGGGUGCCCUGAAAUAUUUCCUUAUUAUAGCAAGCUCAAACAUGAGACAGUCUGCAAUUUUAGACCAUACAACUGUCCUUAUGCUGGAUCCGAGUGCUCCAUUGUGGGUGAUAUUCCCCGCCUCGUGACCCAUCUCAGGGAUGAUCACAAGGUGGAUAUGCACACCGGAAAUACGUUUAAUCAUCGCUAUGUAAAAUCCAAUCCCCGGGAAGUGGAAAAUGCAACAUGGAUGUUGACGGUUUUCAGUCAUUUGGGCCAAUACUUCUGCCUCCAUUUUGAGGCCUUUCAACUACACAAUGCCCCAGUAUACAUGGCAUUCCUCCGUUUCAUGGGGGACGAAAAUGAGGCCCGGAACUACAGCUACAGCCUCGAGGUUGGGGGAAAUGGGAGGAAAAUGAUAUGGGAAGGAACCCCUCGAAGCAUUCGAGAUAGCCACCGGAAAGUGAGAGAUAGUCACGACGGUCUCAUCAUCCAACGGAAUAUGGCACUUUUCUUCUCGGGUGGGGACCGGAAAGAGUUAAAGUUGAGGGUGACUGGAAGGAUAUGGAAGGAGCAGCAAAACCCUGAUGCUUCUCCUUGCAUACCAAAUAUGAGUAGCUAAGCAAAUCUCGUGUCCGUGUUCGUGUUCGUGUUCAUAGAGGGGUGUGUUUUGGGGGGAUAUUUUUAAUAUUUUUGCACUUUUCAUGCUAUCUCAAUUUUCUCUAUUUUUGGUGUAAUAGGAUGGAGAUAUUUGGGAUGGCUUUGAAUUGGAAGUUUCUCAGCUUCUGUGAUUACUACUAACCUCAUUUUUUUAUACUCUUUUGGCAUGUAA
Spinacia oleracea (spinach) is the source of this 1739-nucleotide messenger RNA. RefSeq names its product E3 ubiquitin-protein ligase SINAT5. The transcript is spliced from 3 exons. NCBI's taxonomy places the organism in Eukaryota, Viridiplantae, Streptophyta, Magnoliopsida, Caryophyllales, Amaranthaceae. Gene Ontology annotation, cellular component: cytoplasm. The record is from RefSeq and is a predicted model, not a curated record. Bases 555 to 1529 code for a protein of 324 amino acids. Gene Ontology annotation, biological process: multicellular organism development; ubiquitin-dependent protein catabolic process. Gene Ontology annotation, molecular function: protein binding; ubiquitin protein ligase activity; zinc ion binding.